ACCAGUGAUGGGAGGAUGGUUGUUGCAAAUUUAUCAAAAAUAUAUCCCAAGGAUAUGGAGGCUCCUAUUGGUGGAGUAGAUGACAUGACCAACCUAUCAUAUUUGCAUGAGCCCAGUGUUUUACAGAAUUUGGCAACUAGAUAUGAGCUUAAUGAUAUAUAUACAUAUACUGGAAGCAUUCUUAUUGCCAUCAAUCCAUUCCAAAAUUUGUCUCAUCUGUAUGAUGCUGACAUGAUGGAGCAAUACAAAGGGGCACAAUUUGGGAAGCUCGGGCCUCAUGUUUUUGCAAUCGCUGAUGUUGCUUAUAGGGCAAUGGUCAAUGAAGGGAAAAGCAACUCCAUUCUGGUCAGCGGUGAAAGUGGGGCUGGUAAGACUGAAACCACGAAGAUGCUUAUGCGAUACCUUGUCUAUUUGGCUGGCCAUACUGCCAUCGAAGGACGGUCAGUGGAACAGCAAGUUCUUGAAUCAAAUCCUGUUCUUGAAGCAUUUGGCAAUGCAAAGACGGUUCGAAAUAACAAUUCUAGCCGUUUUGGUAAAUUUGUGGAGAUUCAAUUUGAUAAGCAUGGAAGGAUAUCAGGAGCUGCUAUUAGAACUUAUCUUCUUGAGAGAUCUCGUGUUUGCCAAGUUUCAGAUCCUGAGCGCAACUAUCACUGUUUUUAUCUUCUUUGUGCAGCACCACCAGAGGAAAUUGAGAAAUAUAAGUUGGGAAAUCCUAAAUCGUUUCAUUAUCUCAAUCAAUCAAGUUGCUAUGAAUUGGCUGGUGUGAAUGAUGCCUACGAUUAUCUUGCGACUAGGAGAGCUAUGGAUAUUGUUGGAAUAAGUGAGAAUGAACAGGAUGCAAUUUUCAGAGUUGUUGCUGCAAUUCUUCAUCUUGGUAAUAUUGAUUUUGAUACAGGGGAAGAAAUUGAUUCAUCAGUACUAAAAGAUGACCAAUCCAAAUUUCAUCUUCAAAUGACCGCUGAACUUCUUAUGUGUGAUCCUCAUGCAUUAGAGGAUGCACUUUGUAAGCGUGUGAUGAUCACCCCAGAGGAAGUUAUCAAGAGGAGUCUUAAUCCUGUUGCUGCAACAGUUAGUCGAGAUGGUUUAGCUAAGACAAUUUAUUCACGGUUAUUUGACUGGUUGGUUGAUAAAAUCAAUGUCUCAAUUGGGCAAGAUCCUGAUUCAAAGUCUCUGAUUGGGGUUCUUGAUAUCUAUGGUUUUGAAAGCUUUAAGACUAAUAGUUUUGAGCAGUUCUGUAUUAAUUUUACAAAUGAGAAGCUGCAACAACACUUCAAUGAGCAUGUGUUCAAGAUGGAGCAAGAUGAGUACUCUAAAGAGGAAAUUGAUUGGAGUUACAUUGAAUUUGUUGACAAUCAAGAUGUGUUAGAUCUCAUUGAAAAGAAACCUGGAGGGAUCCUAGCUCUGCUUGAUGAAGCAUGUAUGUUUCCAAAGUCAACUCAUGAGACGUUUUCACAAAAGCUUUAUCAGACAUUCAAAGUCCACAAACGCUUUAUCAAGCCAAAAUUGUCUAGCACAGGUUUCACGAUCGCUCAUUAUGCUGGAGAGGUUCAAUAUCAAUCUGACCAAUUUCUUGACAAAAACAAAGACUAUGUUGUUUUGGAACAUCAAGGCCUAUUGAGUGCCUCUAAUUGUUGCUUUGUAACAAGCCUUUUCCCCCAAAUUCUGGAGGAAACAACCAAAUUUUCCAAGUUCUCAUCUAUAGGUUCUCGUUUUAAGCUACAACUACAACAACUGAUGGACACACUAAAUUCGACAGAACCACACUAUAUUAGAUGUGUGAAGCCUAAUAAUCUUCUAAGACCUGCCAUAUUUGAGAAUCUCAAUGUCAUGCAACAGUUACGCUCUGGUGGUGUUCUAGAGGCAAUUAGGAUCAGUUGUGCUGGAUACCCUACUCGCAAGACAUUUCUUGAAUUCCUAAGACGAUUUGGUAUUCUUGCCCCAGAGGUUUUGGAAGGAAAAUAUGAUGACAAGGUUGCAUGCAAAAUUAUUUUGGAAAAGAUGGCAAUUAUAGGGUUUCAGAUAGGAAAUACAAAAAUUUUCCUCAGAGCCGGUCAAAUAGCUGAGUUAGAUGCACAAAGAACUGUAGUGCUCAGCAGCGCAGUGAAGAUUAUUCAAAGGCAGUUCAGAGCUCAUGUUUCCCAUAAAGAGUUCAUUGCUUUACGGAAGGCUGCUAUUUAUGUACAAUCUUUGUGGAGAGGAAGACUAGCUUGCAAAUUGUAUGAGGAUGUCAAGAGGGAGGAAGCUGCUGUAACAAUUCAGAAAAAUUUGCGGACACAUCUGGUCAGAUAUGCCUAUUGCAAGCUAAAGUUCUCGGUGGUUGUCAUGCAGACAAGUCUACGGGCGAUGGCUGCUCAUGAUGAAUUCAAUUAUAGAAAAAGAACCACAUCCCGUGCAGUGAUCAGUAUCCAGACCUGUUGGCGCUGUCAUUUAGCUUUGAAAUCUUACAAUCAGCUUAGAAGGGCAGCAGUGGUUUCACAGUGUAGAUGGAGAGUGGUGAUUGGCAGGAGAGAGCUUAAGAAAUUAAAGAAGGCUGCGAGUGAAGUAGAUGCACUCAAAGAAGCAAAGGAAAUGCUUGAAAAAAAAGUGGAGGAACUCAAAUGGCAUAUUCAACGAGAGAAACAAUUGAGGAUUGAGCUGGAAGAAGCAAAAGCCAAGGAGAUAACAGAGUUGCAGAAUUCUUUGCAUGUUAUGGAAAAAUAUAUUGAUGAAACAAAUGCAAUGUUCUUCACUGAACAUGAGGCAGCGCAGGGGACACUUCAAGAGGCCCCUCUUAUUACUGCAGAAGUCCCUGUGGCCCAAGAUGCUGAAAGGAUUGAAUCUCUUACUACUGAUAUUGAAAGCUUGAUGGCCUUGCUGCGGUCAGAAAAACAAAGAGCUGAUUAUUUUGAAAGGAAAUACGCAGAAGCUCAAAGGUCAAGUGAAGAUAGACAUGAGAAGUUAGAAGAAACUGAAAGAAGAGUUCAUCAGCUUCAGGAAUCUUUGAACAGGAUGAUAUACUGCAUGUCAGGCCAAUUCAAAGAGUUGAAAAUGGUCUUGUGUGCGUCAUCCAGCUUGAAUUCAACUUCUGGACCUAUGGUCAGAGAAUAUCAAGUUGAUGCUAGUUCCACUGCUUCUGAUGAUACAUCUACGGACUCUGAUUUCACUUUUCCAGCUCCUGGUGCAACUACAGUAAACUUCUCGGACAAUGUGCACCUUGUAGUUGAGGAUCUUUCAGUCACUGAAACAAUAGGAUCUAAAAGCUGGGAACGUGACCAGGAAGGGGCAUUUGAUGACUAUUUCUGAUGAACUUAAAAUUUCUGUAUGUUGUAGUACUAUGUCCCUGAUAGCAUAGAUAUUAGCUUCAUAAAAUGUUGGUCUUUUGGUCUGCAGUUACUCAAAUAGAUGACUUUUGUUCAUACAAGAUGUGUGUAAAAUAUCAAUGGUAGUUUCAUUGUUCAUUUUGUUGUUUACUAUCAUUUUGCCUUAAAAAUGUUCAUCAUAUGGUCUCUUUUAUUGAGAGCCAAAUCCAGUGAAGCUCUUGAGUUUAUGCGUGGUUA
Molecule: messenger RNA, 3536 nt
Organism: Malania oleifera
Lineage: Eukaryota; Viridiplantae; Streptophyta; Magnoliopsida; Santalales; Ximeniaceae
Product: myosin-9
Exons: 26
Coding region: 16-3282 (1088 amino acids)
Biological process (GO): vesicle transport along actin filament; actin filament organization
Cellular component (GO): vesicle; actin cytoskeleton; cytoplasm
Molecular function (GO): microfilament motor activity; ATP binding; actin filament binding
Source: RefSeq, a predicted model, not a curated record